This is a messenger RNA of Vanrija pseudolonga, 1770 nucleotides long. RefSeq lists its product as uncharacterized. The record is from RefSeq and is a predicted model, not a curated record. The transcript is spliced from 7 exons. Lineage: Eukaryota; Fungi; Basidiomycota; Tremellomycetes; Trichosporonales; Trichosporonaceae. Bases 239 to 1645 code for a protein of 468 amino acids.
CCACGCCAGCAGGACGCAGGAAAAGCAAAGUAAGUCGCAAUCUCACCAGUCGCGGUUAGCGGCCAUCGUUUCGCCUUUAUUUGGCUUUGGGCCGAAGCAAAGGGCGGAAGGACGAGGCAGCAUGACAGGACAAGGUCCAGGACAAGAGUAGACCAUCAAGAGGCCAGCAAGGCCAGACAAGGCCGCCGCCGUCCUCGUCGUCGUACGCACGGCGGCACGGCACUCACUGCACAGGCCCAUGCUUCGUCGGACGACUUUGGACUCAUUCCGCUUUUAUAGCUCGAUCUCGUCACCCCCCGAGCACAACCCGCCCGCACACCCCCAACACAGUAGUAGACUUGUGUGUGUGUGUGCAUACACACAACCACACAGUCACUCUCUCACUCUAGUCGUCGUCGACGCCAUGAGCAACGACACUCCAGCGCCCAUCCCAGUGCCCCCUCCGGUGCCCCCACCACCAGAGAAGGGGCGCAAGCCGCUGUCGCCCCUCAAGCGUGUGGGCAACCGCCUCACAAAGAAGCCGCCCAAAGUACCACCCAAACCUCCACCCAAGGACAGUGCAGACUCGAGCCCAACCAGCCCCGUAUCAGAGUCGCCGUCAACGCCCAGGUCACCACUGCUGUUCACCCCGCCGGCACACAUUGCAGAACAGCUCGCCGCCGCCCAGGCCACCGCCGCCGUCCACGUCGAGAAGAUUGAGACGUCCAUGACCAUGGUUGCUGAUACCCUCGGCGGGUACGACAAGCUCAAUGGCAUGAUUGCGCUAUACAACCCUUCGCUAUACGUGUUCGCCACGCAGAGCUACCUGAGCAUCACGCCGCUGCUCAACCAGCCGGCAAAGCUCAUGUUUGCGCUGGUAUUCCUCACAAUCGUGGCAAUGGCCGUGCCAGUGCUCGCCAUUCCGAUAUCGUUUGUCGCACGCAAUCUGGGGCACUACUACCUGUUAUUCACCGCUCGCACGAUCCUCCGCACUGGUCUCACCGCCGCCCCACCAUAUGUCAAGGGCACGCUUGUGGUCAUGGUGCUGUCCGCGGCGGUGCACCUCAUCCCGCCAGCCGUCUUCGACCUGCGUUACCACUUUGGCGCCCUGUGGGCCUUUUCAAUCCCCGCCAUUCUAUUUAUCACGCCGACGCCGGUUAGUCCACUCGCCGGACUGAUAGCAGAGUAUGGCGAAACGCACCUCCGUGCCGCGCUCGCAAAGAUUGAUCUCCCCUUCAAGAUUAUCGCCGACAGAUCGACGCAGGCGAUCAUUGCCGCUGCCGCCAUCGGCGGGUUAUUUUACAUCGGUUAUCUAGGCCACAUCGCCGCCUACGUUCUCACGUUUGCGCUGCUCAUGGCUCAAACGCUCCAAGUCUUUGGCACACCUGAAGCCGCCGUACCCCCCGAGGCCGCGCUCGAGGGCCUCCACCUCCAAUUGGUCGGCUGCCACAGUCUUAUCGCAAUGUGGGGUUGGCGCACCAUCACCUCGGCCAUCGAGGAGCUCGAGAUUCCUCCCUUCUUCUCGCUCAGAGGCCUCAUUGUCCACUAUGUCCCAACCUACUACCUCUGGAUCACUCUCCUUUUCGUCGCUAUGGUCGCGACCACACCUGAACAUAACGAAACCCACAUUACGACCUGGUAUGCCCAAAUCCUCACAAAGUUUUAAUCCUGUUGUUCCUCCCCCUUUUUAUAACACCUACCUUUUAUAACACAUAUCACUGGGCCUAUUAACACCACCACUACACCCCUUACACCAAAUAUACCGUGUCCUGUAACACCCCUGGAAUGUCA